AUGAGUUCUACGGCCGAUCAGGAUGAGCUCGCACCGAGCCAAACACCUGGUUACAAAGUAGGUGAAAAGAAGACCAUUGAUGAAUAUAAUUCUAUGGACACUACCGACGAAUCUCUUAAGAGGUGGAAAGCGUCACUUGGCUUGGGCAAGUCAACUGGUAAGCAAGCUCUUGAAAAUGUCAAAAACAGACCCUUCGUUAUCAAAGAAGGUGUCGAAUAUCAAAUGAAAGAAAUGAUUGGUAGUUAUGGUCCAAGUGAUGAACCUUAUGAGAAGAAAGUAGGUCUUCAUUUAUGGUCACGUUGCGGAAACAAUAAAUAA
Molecule: messenger RNA, 318 nt
Organism: Racocetra fulgida
Lineage: Eukaryota; Fungi; Glomeromycota; Glomeromycetes; Diversisporales; Gigasporaceae
Source: the annotation of a GenBank genome assembly